Closterium sp. Naga37s-1 is the source of this 2775-nucleotide messenger RNA. Lineage: Eukaryota; Viridiplantae; Streptophyta; Zygnematophyceae; Desmidiales; Closteriaceae. The record is from the annotation of a GenBank genome assembly.
AUGUGCCGUGCCGCGCAGUAUGUCAAAGCAGCGGAGAUGCUGGCAGAGGAGGGGUCGGACAUAGUGCUGGCGCGCAUCAACGGCGACGAGAAGAAGCACAAGGCCCUCGCCAGGAAGUACGGCGUGGGGGGCUUCCCCACCAUCAAGAUCUUCCGCCAUCUCCAUCCAUUUCUCCCUUCUCCCGCUUCUUUAUCCCUCCCUCCGUCUCCUCCCCCCACGCCCCACCCACCCCAGGGACAUGCUGUUGACGGCCCACGGGAGGCGGCGGGGCUGGUGGCGUAUCUGAAGAAGCAGGCGGGGCCGGCCAGCACCAAGGUGCGGUCGGGGUCGGACCUCAAGCGCGCCAUGGAGGACGACAGCGUCGUUGUGGUGGGGCUGUUUGCAACGCUCUCGUCGCCUGAGUUUGAGUCGUUCCUGUCAGUGGCAAGGGAGCUGCGAACGGACUUUGUCUUCAAGCACACCACUGACGCCUUGCUGCUGCCUGCCAAGGGCCCUCAGCUCGAGGCACCCGCCGUGCGCCUGCUCAAGCAGUUUGACGAGGGCUACUCCGACACACAGGAGUUCUCACCGGCAGCGCUGAGGGCGUUCAUAGAGCGGCAGGCGGUGCCGCGGGUGGUGGAGUUCAGCCAGGACCCCAAGGACCGCCCCUACCUCGCCCGCGUCUUCCAGGCGCCCACCAACAAGUCGCUGCUGUUCCUGACGUACAGCCUGCCAGACGCGCCAGAGUUCCGCAGCCGGUACGUGGAGGCGGCACAGGAGCAGCCCGACUCCAUCCGCCUCGUCAUUGGGGAGGCUGCUGCCAACGAGCAUGCUCUCAAGUACUUUGGGCUGGCAGUGAGUGACACGCCAGCCAUGGUGAUUCACGACCCGCGCUACGAUGCCAAGUUCAUCCGCACGCACAUUGCUCCUUCUGACAUCGUCCCCUUCCUCGCCGACUUCCAGGCGGGGAGGGCGGAGAGGGUGCUGAAGAGUGAGGCGGUGCCGCAGGGGGACUCAGGGGUGGUGAAGAAGGUCGUGGCCUACAGCUUCAAGGACGCAGUGCUCAACUCCCGCAAGAAUGUGCUGGUGGAGUUCCACGCCCCCUGGUGCACGGCGUGUGCUGACCUGGACCCCGUGCUCAAAGACGUGGCGGAGUCCCUCUCCGGUCAGAGGGACGUUGUUGUCGCCAAGAUGGAUUUCUCUGCCAACGACAUUCCAUCGGAUAAAUUUGACGUGAAGGCGCUGCCCACCAUCUACCUCUACACAUCGGCUGGUGUGGCCGUGCCCUAUGCUGGCGACAACUCCAAAGCCAGUCUUCUCGCCUUUGUCAGGAAACACAAGGGAUCCAAGAAGGCCGCUGCUGCUCCCCCGACCGCAGAGGAAUUGGCUGAGGCGGAGGAGAUUGCUAAUGCGGAGGAAGAGGACGAUGAGGAUGAGAGGAAGGAUGAGCUCAGAGACGGUGGCGCCGCCAGCAGCGAGGAGGGGAUUGUGAUGGAGCUGCCGUGCUUGCCUUUCAACCCCGCCGAGGUGUUCCUGCCCGGGUCAUCCAAGACACUGCAUCUGUACGAAGCGCGCUACCUCGCGCUGCUCGAGGAGGUGCUGACACGCAGCAGUGGGCUGCUGGGGCACGUGGUGUUGGAGCCCAUGCGGUCAGAGGACGGCCAGGGCAUGACCUUCGUCGCCUCGUACGGCUGCCUCUCCUACGUUGAAAGCGUGCGCAAGCUGCAGGUGGGAGCGCUGGUGGCGGUGAGGGGAGUGGGGCGCAUCCGCCUGCAGCAGCUCACGCAGGUGGAGCCCUUCCUGCGCGGCCAGGUCGCUGUCGUCUCUGAUGACCGCCCUCAGGAAGGGGCAGGGGCGGGUGGCGCGGGUGAGGAGGUGAAGGGGGCUGUGGAGGAGUUGAGAGCGGUGCUCAGGGACGUGCAGGAGCUGCAGAUCAAGAUCAAGACCACCUCAGACGUGCCCCUACAGACGCCUCUGGAGAGGGCUCUGCGCUGGGUGGACACCGUCACUGCCGCCUCUGCUGCUGCUGCGCCACCAGCAGCACCGACAGCACCUGGCGCCCCUGCCACCGCCGCCACCGCUGCAACCCAACAGCCCGCCGCCACCCCGCCCCAGACAGUUGGUGAUGCACUACGCACAGGAGCAGACACAAGCGCAGGUGCAGAUGCAGGCGAUGCAACGAGCAGCAGCAGCGGCAGUGGCAGCACAGAGGCAUCGCCAUCCGCAUGGUCCAUUCUGCCCGAUGACAAUGGCGUGGAGCCCGACCAGUUGCCGCCCGAACAGCUCGAGUCUGCUGCCCGGUUUCUGGGCUUCCAGGGGCUGCCGACACCGGCCAUCCAGAGCACAGUGGCCGUUGAUCCCGCCUCUGUGCCCCUCGACCCUGACUUUGGUAACCCUGCUCGCAGCAGCACCACCAGUGGCUCCAGCAGCAACAGCAGCAGCACCAACAGCAGCAGCAGCAGUGAGAGUGAGGGUGGGGCCGAGAAUGAGAAGGCAGGUAGUGUUGGGGAGGGCAGGGAGGGCAGGGGGACGUUGGAAGGUGCUGAUUCGGUGAAAGCUCCAGAGGUGCCUCCCUACCGGGAGUACCUGCCAUCAUAUGAGGAGCUCGUCACCUUUGCUGCCCUGCAACCAGUCGCAGGAGCGUCAGCGGCGGAGCUGCAUGGGCUGCUGCAGAAGCGCCUGGCAGCCAUGGAGGAGACCGACACCAUGAAGCGGGCGGCACUGGCUCGGCAGUAUGCGGAGCAGAGCCGGGCGGCACUGGCUGCGAAGGUGGCACUGCAGAGCCUACAGCUGUGA